CCCACUCGCGUUCUCUGUCAGCCUCGGUGCGCCCGCUCUCCUCUCCGACCCUCGACGCCGCCCGCCCCGGGCAUUCCAUUCGUUAUAGCCUCAACAGACCGGAUGCGGUCGCCUCUUUCUGUCUUUUCCCUUCUCGUCCUCCUCGCGCACCAUGCGUACGCUCUCCGCUUCGAUGUAAACAUUCGCCAGCGCGCUGCUAGUGUCCUCGCCGCGCGCGCAAACCGUCAGAACACCACCCCUAUCACGAACACGCGCAACUCGGAGUACAUUGCCAAUGUUACUCUCGGCGGACGCCAGAUCCCCGUCCUGUUGGAUACGGGCAGUUCCGAUCUCUGGGUCACCGGUAGUGUUCCGAGUGCGACAGACCUCGGCAAGUCCGUCUCAUUGAGCUAUGCUGUGGGGAAGGCCGCUGGCGAUGUAUACACCGCCCAGUUGGACUUUGCGGGCUAUACCGUCCAAAACCAAGCAUUCUUGCUCGUCGAAGAUACUAGCUCAUUCUCUGUUGACAUCACGUCGCAGGGGUAUGCUGGUCUCAUUGGUUUGGGCCCCAACACUGGGUCUGUUAUCCGCGACAAAGUCGACGAUGCGAGCGGGGCUAGUGUGCUCGACCGCAUAUUCUCCCAGAACGCCACCGCUGCCAACUACCUCACCAUCCUUCUGAGCCGCGAGGGCGACCCUGAGAGCGCCACGGGCCAGCUGACGAUCUCGGAGGUGAUUUCCAACUACAGCAAAGUUCUGGACAUGCCGAAGCUGUCCGUGACCAAGGUGCACAAGCUCACCGACGAGGACCAGCACUGGCAAGUGUACACGGACGUGAACGGCAUCAUUGGUCCCGACGGCCAGCCGAUCGAGGUCGACUCGAUCGUCCCGAAGGCGCCAGACGGCCAGCUCGUGGUCGUGUUCGACUCUGGAUUCACGCUCCCGCAGGUGCCCCGUGCUAUGGCCGACGCGAUCUAUGGUCGUGUACAGGGCGCGGAGUACAACGAGGCGUCCGAGAUUUGGACCGUGCCGUGCGACCAGUACAUUCCGUUGACCUUCAAGUUCGGAGGCAACGAAUAUCCUAUCCACCCGCUCGACGUGUCCAGUGAUGACUUUGCCAUGGUCAACUCCCUUGGUAACCCUGUAUGUGUGGGCACUUUCCAGCCGAUCACGUCGGCCUUCAGUCUGCUGGGAGAGUACGACAUCAUCCUGGGCAUGGCCUUCCUGCGCAACACUUACACGCUCUUUGAUUACGGUAACUUCAUGGAGGAUACCGCCAAUGACCGUGGAGACCCCUUCAUCCAGCUCUUGUCUGUCACCGAUGCUACUGAGGCCCGCCAGGACUUCGUCCAACUCCGGCUCAACGGUGUGGACACCACCAACGACACGGCGCAUGCUCUUCUCCCCACCUCCCAGAUGCAGCACUCUCCUAUUUCGGAGGCAGAAAAGAAGAAGCAAUACGAGGAGAUGAUUCUUAGUCGCUGGCCGUACAUCUUCGUCGGCUGCCUGGCCUUUGUGAUCAUCGUCGCCGGUCUCAUCACCUGGCGCUGCUGCGUUCGCAAGCGCAAGCAGCGAGAGGCUAAAGCAGCAAAGAACCGCCUUCUGGUCCCCAGCGGGCAGCGCUCGCCGGGGGCGCAGCCCAUCUCGUUCGACCGCCUCGAAAGCGGAAUGAUGCCGAACAACAUGGAGAUGCAUGAGAGCAACAAGACCGGGUACGACUACGACUACCGCCCCUCGUUCGCGUCAAGUCGCACUCGCGUGUAGGCUUGCCCUCCGCGCUCCCCCAUCCCCGUCAUCCCCCGUCACUUCCGUGAAGAAGAGGCUCGGACUUCGAGAAGUUGUGUUACUGCCCGCAUACCUUACUCCCCCCUCCCAGCUGUUGUAGCUCGACUGUCGCUCUCCCCGCCCUCUUACUCCGCCGAUCUUGUAUCAUACUCGCUGCACCCCAGCACCCACUUGGCACCCCCUCUUCUUGUCCCACACUACCCCUCUAGCCGGCUUUAUGUCGCGCUAUCCGCCAACCCGCCCACUAACCUAUUGGUUGGCGGCCCUUUUACCCCUUCGCGCUGCCUGUGGACAGGCCUGCUGCUAGUCUUACGUUACCCGAGCGUUGUGCGCGUCCUCAUCCCCGCCUGCCGUUCUUCUGGGCAUUUU
This is a messenger RNA of Trametes versicolor FP-101664 SS1, 2133 nucleotides long. RefSeq names its product acid protease. Gene Ontology annotation, biological process: proteolysis. NCBI's taxonomy places the organism in Eukaryota, Fungi, Basidiomycota, Agaricomycetes, Polyporales, Polyporaceae. Bases 103 to 1743 code for a protein of 546 amino acids. Gene Ontology annotation, molecular function: aspartic-type endopeptidase activity. The transcript has 6 exons. The record is from RefSeq and is a predicted model, not a curated record.